GCACGUGCUGUAAAAAAAUACAUUCCAAAAUGGAAGUUCUUCCUUCAGAAGUCUAUCAAAAUAUAGACGCGAUUGCACAUGGACAAGAUGGAACGUUGGCUGUCGCUUCAUCGUCAAUGACCGGUAGAAUCUGGAAUGGUUCACUUUGGACCUUCAAAGACGCUUCUACAGCUCCAGAUCCUGAAUACAGCAGUGGUAGAGCUUGUACAGAAGCAGGGAUAAAUGAUGUACAGUGGUUAGACUCGAGUAGGAUGGUCGUUGGUUUAGAUGAUGGAUCGGUCGAAAUCUGGGCGCAAACUGGAAGUCUACCAGGUCUAGAAAAUUUAGCCUCACUAACGGAGCACGACGAUAUUGUAUCUUCUGUUAGUGUGGACUGUGCUAGAAAACGAAUUAUAAGUGGAAGUCGAGACAGAAGCAUAAAAUUGUGGGAUCUUAAUAGCGAACAAUGUAUGAUUACAUACAAAGGUCAUAAAGAAAGUGUUUCAGACAUAGACUGUAGUAGAACUGAACAAGAUUUAUUUCUUUCAGCAUCUGAGGAUGGUAGUGUAAUAUUAUGGGAUACAAGGAAAGCCAAACCUGCAAAGAAGCUUGUUGAUCCUACAAAGUAUGAAAGUAUACCAUACUGUUUAGCGUGGAGUCCAUUGGAUUCAAGCCUCUUUGCGACAGGUUUUGAAGAUGGUAGCGUACAUGUGUAUUCAAUAAAAGAUAUGACCAAGAUUAUAUUUAGUUAUACUCCUCACACACGGGCUGUAAAUAAAGUGGCUUUUUCACCAAGAAGCCCUGAAUGGCUUGCUUCUGUGUCAGAUGACAAAAUCGUGAAUGUACAAAAUGUAAUCCAUAACAGUGCAGUGUUACGGAGUGACAUACACACAGACUUUGUUCGCGGUUUGUCUUGGAGCCCACUGGAUGAUUCCCUCAUGACCAGUGGCUGGGACAAGGCUGUCCUAACCCACAUGUGUGGUCUGAAGUCUUCUUCUGACCUGGUUGUGGAGCUCAGUAAAUCAAGAAACACAUCAGUCGUUUCUGUUGAUAGUGAACCCCCUCUACAACCUGAGGUCAAUGGUGAAGUCCAAAAUGAUGAGGAUGAGCAAGACAACAUGGAUGUUGCUGAAGAAGAAUCUCCUUUUGCCAAUGAUGACAAAACGUGUGGAGGAAAGAUGGAAAGAAUUGUAGUAGAAAGUUAAUAUUGACAGCAGAGUCAUGAUGAAGAUCUAUUAU
Molecule: messenger RNA, 1218 nt
Organism: Actinia tenebrosa (Australian red waratah sea anemone)
Lineage: Eukaryota; Metazoa; Cnidaria; Anthozoa; Actiniaria; Actiniidae
Product: methylosome protein WDR77
Cellular component (GO): methylosome
Molecular function (GO): protein binding
Source: RefSeq, a predicted model, not a curated record